Molecule: messenger RNA, 2880 nt
Organism: Rhagoletis zephyria (snowberry fruit fly)
Lineage: Eukaryota; Metazoa; Arthropoda; Insecta; Diptera; Tephritidae
Source: RefSeq, a predicted model, not a curated record
UAUGUACAAGCGCUUUAUACGACAAGUGCAAAUAAAUAAUGAAUAUGGAAAAACACACCACUUAACUAAUUAGAAAUAGUGCCAAAAUUUGUAUUGGUUUUUAAUAAAUUAAAUGCAAACGCGAGUGAUUUUGUGAAAAGGAAAUAUUGCAAGUACCAAAGUUCGGUGCAGUGAAAAGUUUGGUUAUGUAAACCGAAUACAAGUGCAGUGUUGUUGUUGGUAAAUUUCGGUACUAAAAUGCAAGUCACCAAGGAAAAUAUGAUUAACAAAAAUUAAACUAUUUGAAUUAAUCACCGUAAAGAAACUUCUUGCAAAUUGUUUCGCGAUAAUUCCAAAGGAAAACAAAACACUGCCUUUUUUUUAUGCCCGAUCACACUUGUUUAAUAUUUAAAUGGCUUUAGCGCCCACAAAUGUAUGUACAUAUAUAUGUGCGUGUGUGUGUGUCACUUAGCACUUCGGCUGCGCUUAAAACUUCAAUAUUUCACAAAAUCACUCGCGAUUUCUUAAUUAUUAACCAAAGAAAUGCUACACAAGAUAAUCUAAGUGCAGUGAAAUUUGACCCACGUACCUUUAAUUUAAAAAAUUGAUGACUUUAUUUAUUUAACAGGUGUCGGUGUUCGUGUGUGUGUUUUUGCUGUUGAUGCUGGUAGCUCCUGUGGUUGCUUUGUGCAAAAAUUUUGUAGCUGCUGCUGCAAUGUACGGCUGCUUCAGAUAGGCUCAAAUUGGAUAGGCUCAAAUUGGAAAUCCUCGGAUUGGCUCAAAAAGCUGGGCGCUGGCAAGUGGAAGUUCAAAUGUUACGGCGUUGAAGGACCAGUAUGUUAAACCGGCACAACGCUUGGACAAAGUUGUGGCCGAUUUAAUUUAUUGGAAUGAAAAACAAAGCAAAACGUUACCUUUUAUUGAUACGGGAACACGGUGGCUGGAACACGUCCUCUUGACUUCACUCUCGGAAAACAAGCUCACAUUCGCGAAUUAUUUGAACUUAAAAGUGCAGAAGCCAACACUGUGGGUUGUCUUCGCGUACUUGUUGACAAAUUCACGUCUCACAUUCGAGCACUUCAGACCCUAGGGAGCAAGAUACAAAUAGCCGACUGUCUACUCAUCCUUAUCAUGUCUCAAAAGCUGGAUCCAUCUACGCAAACAAAGUGGGAAGAAUCAGCCGCAUGCAGCAACAUACCUACGUGGGAGAGUAUGGAAACUUUUCUUGAGAAAAGGUGUCAAACAUUGGAGAGCAUUAAUUUCGCUACGGUACAGAAUACACCUAGCGCUAAGCAAUGUAAAUCUUCCAAUUGUCGUCGCUGCCUAUCCCAGCACCAUACUCUCUUGCAUUUCAUUCCGGCUCAACAGUCAACCACUGAUUGCACGCCCGAUGAGAAACCUGAGUCAGCUGCACAAGCUGUCACAUCCAGGUUUGCUAACCAAGUAGAUUUGAAAAUGUCGAAAUUUUCGUACUCCGUCUCAGGUAUUGGCGAAUCAGACCUUAAAAUUAGCCACUGCGCUAACAUAACAUUUAAGUCCAUGCAUAAUGACUACUCAACGAGUUACAGUUGCGGUUACUCCCACCUUUACUGACAGUCAACCUAAUUAUUCCUUUGGUACAUCCGACUGGAAGCUACCUGCCAAUAUAAAGCUUGCUGAUUCAUUGUUUUUUAAGUCUCAGCGUGUUGAUAUGUUGCUUGGGGCUGGGAUAUUCUUUGACCUAUUAUGUGUUGGACAAAUUCGGUUAAAAAAUAUACCAUACGUUUUGCAAAAAACCCGUUUGGGUUGGGUUGUUUCGGGUGGCCAGCAGAAAUCAUCAAUUUCGUCAUCGCUAGCAGCUGCGUUAAUCGGUAGCGAAGAACAACAACAAUCAUUGAGCCAAAUAGUUCGUUCAUUCUGGGAAGUAGACAACUGCUUCGAACCUAUCGCAAAAACAACAAAGGAAGAGAUGGAGUGUGAAGAGCAUUUUAAAAACAAUUAUCAUCGCUUAGAUACUGGAGAGUACUGUGUUCGUUUACCACUAAAGCAUAGCCUCGAUUUACUCGGGGAUUCAUAUGAGCAAGCACUGAGACGGUUUCUAUCUCUUGAACGCCGACUUCAGCGUAAUAUUGUAGUGAAGGCUCAGUAUUCAGCAUUCAUUAAAGAGUAUGCACAACUAAAGCACAUGUCUUUUGUUGAGCACCCAAUCACAAAUACAAAGGUUUAUUAUUUACCUCAUCACUGCGUAUUCAAAAGCGACAAUACAACAACAAAGCUUCGUGUUGUGUUUGACGGCUCAGCAGCUAGCUCUUCUGGAUACUCGCUCAAUGAAAUUUUGAUGGCUGGGCCGACGAUUCAACCCAAGCUGGCUGAUAUUCUCAUUCGUUUUCGUACUCAUCCCGUAGCUGUAACUGGUGACAUAUGUAAAAUGUAUAGGUGCGUUCGCGUUACAUCCCCUGAUGACUAUUUACAAUGUAUACUAUGGAGAGACGAUCCAAACAGCGAAAUUAAAACUUUUAAACUCGAAACAGUCACUUAUGGCACGAAGCCAGCGUCGUUCCUUGCUAUACGUACAAUGCAUCAGCUCGCCAUUGAUGAGAAAAAAUCAUUUCCUCUUGGGUCUCAAAUUGUUUUACGCGACUUUUAUGUCGACGAUUUGAUUACUGGCGCAAAGACUGUUGACGAUGCAAGAGCUAUUGUUGCACAAACAACUCAGUUGUUGGCGAAGGGCAACUUUCAAAUUCGAAAAUGGUGCUCAAGUGAGAAAGAUGUGCCCUCUCAAAUUGCUGUCGAGGAUAAAGAAAGUUUUUUAAAAUUUGAUGACGGAAGUGACAUUACGAAAACGCUUAGGCUUGUAUGGAAUCCUCAAACAGACAUAUUUUUAUUUUCAUUCUCGUUAGAAAAGCUGCCUGAUAGGACCAA